This is a messenger RNA of Aspergillus homomorphus CBS 101889, 824 nucleotides long. RefSeq lists its product as uncharacterized. Gene Ontology annotation, molecular function: carbohydrate:proton symporter activity. NCBI's taxonomy places the organism in Eukaryota, Fungi, Ascomycota, Eurotiomycetes, Eurotiales, Aspergillaceae. Bases 214 to 729 code for a protein of 171 amino acids. The record is from RefSeq and is a predicted model, not a curated record. Gene Ontology annotation, cellular component: membrane. Gene Ontology annotation, biological process: carbohydrate transport; transmembrane transport. The transcript has a single exon.
UGGGGAGCAGAAUCUACCAUAGUUGUCAUCUUCGUUAAGGCUCUUGCCUUGUCUACAGCGAUAGAAGACUUUCGCUGGAGCCCGUAUCGAGGUCAAAAUGUCAUAAAUAACUUCACCUACGCAACCAUCCCGACGAUCGAGCUAUAGGGCCGACGACGCAUUCUAAUGGUCUGUGCCUUCGCAUAAGGCAUCUGCUGGCUACUGAUCACGGUGAUGCUGCGAUUCGGUGACGAGGACGGCGGCGCGAACAAGCAUGUGUACGGCGACCGAGCUGUAUCCUUCUUCUUCGUCUACUAUGUCUUCUUCGGCCUAAGCUUCCAGGGCAUCAGAUGGCUGCUCCCGGUCGAGCUCAACUCGUUGAGCAUGCGAACCAAGGGCGCCGCGCUCGGCACCGCCACCAACUCCACGAAUUUCAUGGUCGUGGAGAUCACGCCCGUGGGCAUCCAGAAUCUGAGGGGGAAGUUCUACAUCACCUCUACGGUGUUCAACUUUGCGUUUGUGCCCAUUGUGUAUCUCUUCUACCCGGAGACGGCCAACCGGUCGCUGGAGGACAUCGAUCGCUUCAUGCAGGAGAGCAACGGAGUCUUCGUCCAUAAUGUCCCGGAGGCAACCGGGGUCGAACGUCCGCUGCGAUUCGUGGCGUUGGAGAAUGAGCGGCUUCAACUCGGGGCGACGAUCGCGGAGGGGAAGAUGGGAGCUGGUCAGAUGGAGCAUAAGGAGACUGUUUAGUUGCAUAGCAUAUUUUGUUUGUUUGUGUAUACAAAUGGUGGUCUCUGUAACAUUGCUUGUCAAACUAAUUCGACACCAGGCGGGUCGUCCGAAAA